GCAGUAGGAAACCCUUCCUCGCUGUCACUUUGUCAGUUCAGUCUGUUCACUAGUCCCUGCAUGGAAGUGGAAUUGCUAGGGAGACGAGGGAAUCCCACUAUAGUUUCGCCUCACUCCUGAUGAAUUUGUAUCAACGUUACCAAGCUUGGUUUGUCUGUCUCAGUCUGCCUGUUCCAUUCGCUGCGUCCACAAGCAUGGCUUGGAGUGAAGUAUAGCGCCACAUCAUCUCGGACUGUCAAGCCGUGUAGAAUACACAACUGAUGCUGUACAACAAACGGUGUAUUUUACAGAAGAAAUUCAUCAGAGGAACCAAGUAGGCCUAUAUUUCAUUGAUGAGGCAACCACCAAGUGACUUCGACAAUAUGGCAUUGAGCAGGACGCUUUUGCCAUCCAUAUCCACAUUUGCAAGCGGUCCGACUGUCAAGAAUAAAUCCAUGGGACAUGCGAAUUUGAGAUGGAAGGAGGAUAUCUCCACUGGCAUGACCAAGAGAGAGCCUGAAGACCUGGACCUACUAGACUACGACUUUAUCCUGUCCAACACUAUGCUGCAACAGCAGGCUGAGGCCAUGGCAGCAAGUGGGUCCCAGAACCUGUCCCCUUCCCCAGGCUCCUACUCCUCCUACCAGCUCCCCUCUCCCCAGGACUCUGCCCACAGUGACAUGCUGUACACCAUCCCUGACAUCAGCGACGUGUCCCCCUCUGGGGGGUUCGUGGCCGAGCUGAUGAGGCCUGAACUGGAUCCGGCAUACCUCCACCCCACCAGCCUGCAUGGCAAGUUUGUGGUGAAGACCACCAUGGAUAUGGCAGAGUACGGCCACAGCAUUAAUAUGAUUAGUAAGGCCGGUGUUGGUGUCGGUGCUGCCACGGACCACUCCUCCUCAUUGCCGUUUGUUUGCCAUAUGAUAAAGCAGGAGAACCCCAGCAUGUGCACCAUCACCCAACCCAUGGACCUCCACCUUGGGGGGGUGAACUCACACUCCCAGCCCAGGUCUGGACAGAGGCCCCACCUCGACCCCCACGGUUUCCCCCCAGGGGGGCGUCCUAUGACAGCCAGCCGAUCAGCCUCAUCUCUGUCCCCGGACCACACACUGGCCAGGGACCACCACCCUUCCAGCCAGGUGUUAUCCCACCCCCAGGUCCCUCUGCCUGGCCAGGGCUACCACCACAACUCUCCGACAGGCUACUCCCCCUUCCCUCAACAGCCUGGGUCUCUACAGUACCAAGAGCUCAUGUCCCCCGGCGGAGAAUGUCUACCGGAGGAGCCCAAACCCAAACGCGGCCGGCGCUCCUGGCCCAGGAAGAGAAUCGCCACACACACGUGUGACUACGCCGGCUGUGGGAAAACAUACACCAAGAGCUCCCACCUCAAGGCACAUCACCGAACCCACACAGGAGAGAAGCCUUAUUGCUGUGACUGGGAGGGCUGCGGCUGGAAGUUUGCCCGUUCGGACGAGCUCACGCGGCACUACAGGAAACACACCGGGCAUCGCCCCUUCCAGUGUGCCAAGUGUGACAGGGCCUUCUCAAGGUCCGACCACCUGGCUCUACACAUGAAGAGACACCUAUGAGACAGUCACUGGACUCACUGGACACCAUGGACCAAGACUAAAAUACUAUAAAUAUUAUUACACAGCGACCUGAACUACACAACAACAUUGUCUUAUAGCCAUCCAUUGUCAAAGCACCAAGACAAGCUGUGUGUUUCCUGGUAAAGAGUGUUACACUCUCAAGGGUCCAACCCAAUGACUAAAGACUGUUCUUUGUCCAUCUAUGGGCUCGUGAUCUGACAUUUGACAAGACCCCUCAGAACAACUUAUUUUGUGGGACAAAACUGGAAUUGUUAAUCUAUUUAUCGACAAAACCUGGAGGACUAGGUGCCAACGUAUGACUGGAAAUGUAUUAGCAGAGAUUUACAGGGACAGUCCUAGCCACUACGCGAUCACAAUUUUUUUGAUUGUCUGAAGAUUAUGAUCACUUGCCCUAAAAUGUAAAUGUGCUAUUUCCACACAGAAGUGCCAUAUAUUGCCUGCCUUUCACCUACACAUUGGGGAGGAAUCAGAAAGAUCACUACUGGAAUUCUUUACAUUUUGGUUGUUUUAUUAGUAAAAACAUUCUCAGAGCAAGCUCAACUUGCCCGACUGCUGUAAAUUCCAUACAUUGUCUGUCUUUCACUCAAAUAAUGAGGAGGAACCAGAAAGGUCAGUUUUAGGCUACUGGAAGUUUUUGCAGUUUGGUUGUUUUCACUGCAGCAAUGGGUCAACCUCAGAGCAGGCUCAACUUGCCCCUGGCCAUAGCGCUAACCCUGACCCUUAAUGUCAAUCCCUGUAUUGGUUAUCAGGGAAACAAGAAACUCAGACAGAACACAGAAGUGAUGGAACCCAUCCUAAGAGGCCUUCUAUCUAUUCAAUCAGCAACAUUCCAUUUGUCUUUGUUUGUCAAGUUCAUACUGUAAAACAUACUGUAUUAGACAUUUAUAUUUAUAUUACUCUACUCUUCCAAGCCAUUGACUUCAGGUACAAAUUAAAUGUAUAUGUUACAGGAUGGUGCUCAAAGACUUUAGUAUAAUAAAAGGUACCAAAGAUUUAAAAAAGAAAACAGAUAAGAGUAUCAAAGUGUGGUUGUCUUGUCUGUGAGUUUCCUGGAGACCUCUCUUCUUCCACAAUUUGACUUUAAUCAGGUGAAUUACUUUGCUCCUCAAUCUCUCAGUGCGCUGUGGUCGCAAAGUGCAAUAAUGUUAUGAGACAUUCAUAUUAUUUUUUUAAAGAAAUGAGUAACUCUGAACAAUUUGUUUGUUUGUUUAUAGACUAAAUAUGUUAUAUAAUCUUAAAUUUUGUACAUUUGUAAAUAAAAGGCUUUUAAAUGUUUUGUAUUGUCUUUUACAACAUAAAGAAUAAAAUAUAUUUGAAAUUAACUUUUUAUGUACUGAUCACUGCUGUUUUUCUGUAAAUUAUUCCAUAAUCACAUUUACCUGUACAAUGUUUUGAUAAAUGUA
Coregonus clupeaformis (lake whitefish) is the source of this 2992-nucleotide messenger RNA. RefSeq names its product Krueppel-like factor 4. Lineage: Eukaryota; Metazoa; Chordata; Actinopteri; Salmoniformes; Salmonidae. Bases 333 to 1568 code for a protein of 411 amino acids. The record is from RefSeq and is a predicted model, not a curated record. Gene Ontology annotation, biological process: regulation of transcription by RNA polymerase II. Gene Ontology annotation, molecular function: DNA-binding transcription factor activity, RNA polymerase II-specific; RNA polymerase II cis-regulatory region sequence-specific DNA binding. The transcript is spliced from 5 exons.